This is a messenger RNA of Telopea speciosissima, 1673 nucleotides long. RefSeq lists its product as uncharacterized. Gene Ontology annotation, biological process: response to endoplasmic reticulum stress. The record is from RefSeq and is a predicted model, not a curated record. The transcript is spliced from 8 exons. Lineage: Eukaryota; Viridiplantae; Streptophyta; Magnoliopsida; Proteales; Proteaceae. Bases 158 to 1504 code for a protein of 448 amino acids.
UAGUCCGUACUCUUCUAAGUUUCUACUUUUUCCUGGUAAAACCCAAUGUUCCUUGCUCUACAUCUGCAUUUCUCUUUUGAAACUGAUCUGCAGUGCACCCUUCAUACUCUAGAGACCGAAGAAACCGGUAUCUCUCUUGUGUUUGAUCUGCUAAAGAAUGGGGGGUGGAAGGAAGGGUGGAAGGAAAAGCCGGACACUUUCAAUGAGUGAAGUAACUAAGUCUGGACAACCUAAGGCAAACUGCAGUGUAUCUGCCCGGAAUUUGAGGAAAGAAGACCUUAGUGCGGUGAUAUUUGGAUGUAAGAACUACACCAUUAAUGAAUGCCUUUCACAAAAGCUCUUCGGGCUACCAAUUCUACACUUCUCCUAUGUGAAGAAUAUUGUGCCAGGCAUGCCCCUGUUCUUAUUCAACUAUAGUGAUCGAAGAUUACAUGGCAUCUUUGAAGCUGCAAGCAAUGGGAGGCAGAAUAUUAAUCCACAUGGGUGGACUGCGAAUGAAAAUGAGGAAACUGAAUAUCCGGCCCAGGUUCGCAUCACAAUCCGGAUGCGGUGCCAGGCCCUGAUGGAAAAUCAAUUUCGGCCAGUAAUUGCCGACAAUUACUACACCGAUAAUCACUUUUGGUUUGAGCUGGAUCGUGCACAAACAAGUGAAUUAAUCUCAUUGUUUGAAGCAUCAUCUGCUAGUGCUCAUCCUCCUUUACCAAAGAAAGUGUGCACUAGUGAAUCAAUCUCAUCAUUACAAGCAUCAUCUGCUAGUGCUCAUUCUGCCAUGCAAAAGAAAGGGUUCACUUGGUGUGACGUGGUCAAAACUCUUGCAAACCCUGAUAAGAGAAAUAGAAAUGAUGAUUCUGAGCCAACAUGUAACCCCGUCAAGAUGAAUGGAUAUGAUGAUCCUUGGGCAGAUGUUUCUGAGGCAUAUUUGGAGAACUUGGAUCAGUCUGAUCUUCUAUCCAGAGAAGUUGUGGAUAAAGAAGAGGAACCACUGAUUUCAUCACAGAUUGGAGAGAUUUUGACCAACUCAUUUGAUCAUCUGUUUAUGACAGACCCGGAAAUGCAGGUGGUUAUAGCUGAUCCUAUGACCAGUGCCAUGCCUUCUGGGGAGCAAUCUUUUCAAGAAGAGCCGCUUGAUUCAGAAGAGAACAGAGUGAUCUUGGUUAAGUCAUCCUGUCAUAGGUCAGAUCCAGAUCAGUCGGUCACAGCUGGUUCCUCUAUUGUGAGUGAGAUGCCCUCAGUGCAGAAGUGUUUUCAAGAGGAGCCACUGGUCUCAGCAGAUGAGAAAGAAAUUUCUGAUUCUCCACCAGUCAUAGCUCAGUUGAUGGAAGAGGUUCAGAAGUUGCAGGCCUCUUCAUGUGAACAACUAAAAAAGACGACUGCUUUGGAGAAUAACCUGUCUGAGUCACAGGUUCAAAUUCAACAAUUAAACAGCCGUCUGAAGAAGUUGGAGUCAAUUUUGGAUCCAACCCUCAAGCAUAUUGAUGAAAGUGGUUGGGACUGGGCUCCUUGAUAAGUCAAGGCAUUGCCAUAGAUCCUUUUGAAACAGUGGUUGGCAGUAUGAUGAGUUGGGUAACAUUGAAGGACAGACCAGCAAAUGAUGUUAAUAUUCUUAAGAGUUGUAGUAACACAGAAUUUUAAUAUCAAUGUAAUAGAUACUGAUCAUUUCAAGCUUUUGUAAA